GAUCCAUACCCUACAGCCAGUGCCACGCCUCCAUCCUCCCUCCAACACCCACUGUAAAGUACCCGGCAGUGACAGUAGCCAUGGGACAGUGAUGUUGACUACGGGAAGUGUCUAGAACAGAGAAAGUGACCACAAACAGGACAGUGAUAGGUACUCCCUCGAGGCUUACACAGAGUUACUUUCCUCUACGGGUCAGCUGGUUCAACAUGGUUAUAAUAGCAUCGUCAGCCUCGCCGUCAGGAAGCUUUCACUUAAGAGAACCAGGCAGCGUCAGCAAGGUAUCAGGAAGUAGUGUGUCAUCAGUGCGUCUCCUCCUGCUGGUGUUCGUAUGGGGCGUGGCGCUCCUGCUGGUCCCAACGCCCACGACCGCUAAGCCCUUCGACAUUUCGGAGUUCUUCGCUCAGAUGAUAACACACGUGGCUGACAAGUCGUUCGCGGACGGGGAGCUGGACCUGCUGGACCACUUCUGCUCCUACAACAUCCGGCCGUACUUCCACAAGUGGCGACUCUACUACAGGUCACAAGUCUGGUGCCCUGGAUGGAGCCCCAUUAUUGGCACGGCUGACCGCCACACCAACUCCGUGCACGCGAAGAUGGCAGCCACGAGGAGCUUUGUACACCAGGCAGUAGACAGAGGUUUAGUGAGGAAGGAAGAGGCUGUGAACUGGCUGUGAACUGGCUUUGAUGUGACCUCGACUUGCAGCCAUUACCACACUGGCUUUGAACUUGUGAACCUUUGAUGAACUCUGAUGUUAUUAUGUUAAACUAUAUAUAAUAAACAUCCAAGUUAUCUUUAA
Messenger RNA from Homarus americanus (American lobster), 797 nucleotides. Its product is annotated as anti-lipopolysaccharide factor-like. NCBI's taxonomy places the organism in Eukaryota, Metazoa, Arthropoda, Malacostraca, Decapoda, Nephropidae. Bases 207 to 674 code for a protein of 155 amino acids. The transcript is spliced from 3 exons. The record is from RefSeq and is a predicted model, not a curated record.